UUCCCAGCGACGAAGCAAUGGAGCUCUGUCUGAAGUGAAGUCGUGGCAUGUUUCGACCACAUGGACCCUGUCUGCGUCGUCACGUGCCGUACGCGUAGCCUUAAUUGUCAGCGGCGCUUGCGAGGUGUUGUUUUUAUCAUGGUCUGAUUUAUCAUUUAGCUCAUUAUAGGUCAAAUUGAAUGUUUCAUAGUCUCUCGAACGCACGGGGAAAUGCCAUUGUAUCAGUAUGUUGGCAUCAUAAUUGGUUAGCUUGAUGUCACCUGAACUGGCUUAACUGCUUCUCCACUGCAGCGCAUUGACCAGUGGGAUUUGUUUCUGCUCACUUUGCGCUUCAACUCCGGAGAGUUUUAAAGCCAGAGGUUUCAAUACGUGCUCCAUCUUUAUUCGCGAUGGAUGGAGGAGCUUUCACUUCGGAAGAGAUAAGGUGGAUACAGUCGAGGAGACCAGCAGCACCAGUGGCCGCCGAAGGCAUUAGAGGUCUCUCUCGGCCAUUCAACACACCCUCCGGUUGUGGUGAUGGGAGAGACUUUUCCUCCCAGGAACUCUCAAGUCAGGGCCAACAACAUUCAAGGAUGGAACCGGCAAACGGGCCUGAGGCGACCUGUGACCCUAGGAUUACACACCAAGUCAAAGUGGUGCUGUGCGAUAUAAUCCAAAACUCCUUGUAUUGCAGUUGUAGAUCUGUGUCGCUACAUGAUCUUCAUUAUGUACGUUUCAAUGAUGAACCUGCUGAGUUCAUCCCAGAGUUCAAUGAUCACAGUAAGUGCAGAGAUUCUUGUCAGAGAGUGAAGCCGUACUUGUUUAAGGUGAGAACAUCUUGUGCACGCACGUGCAUGCCCUGGCCCUUUCAGAAGACCCCUUUGUCCACUGAUCGGUUAUCUAUGGAGCGUCUUUCUGCAUCACAAGUUGUACAGGACUGUUCUCAAAAUGAAAGUCCGUCUGUCAGCAAGCAAACCAACAGCUCUGUUCCAAAUGGAGCAAAAUCCUGCCAAGAUGCGGGUGAAAGCAAGGAUGGUGACCAAGACAUCAGUGAGGAAGUGAUCGGAUUAAACAAUGAUGAAACAGAGGGUUUACAGCUGCGAAAAAAGCAUUGCCAUAUUGAAGUGCCUCCCAUGUCUCUUGGAGACGCUCACACAUCAGAUCUUGACAAUGAAGAGCAAACAGGUUCGCCCAGAGAAGACGAACCACUGUCUGAAGCACUUGGCUGUGUUGGAAAUGAAGCUACCACUGGCUGUAAUGGUCACGCAUGUGUUUUGGACGAGGUGGCGGCAUAUGAGCAAGACAUUCUAAUCGUCAACGUAAUCCAAGAUGACUUGGAUCUAUUCGAUAAUGUUCCACACAGUGGUUUGAUUGAAAACAAUCCAGUUAGCGUUGGAAAGGGAUCGGCAAAACCCAUGUCUGUUACUGGCACACCGACAGAUUCAAGGUUGAGCAAGGAAAAUUGCAGCAACAGUUCUCCGAAAGUUUGUGUCAACAUCUGUCCUUGGAAACAACCCAAGCGCCAUGUGAACUCCUCACCUGCUGGAAGAUGUCUGAAUCAAAACAUGAUUUAUACUAAUUCAACUGAUGGGGGAUGCUUGCAAGGAGACCAGAGAAGAGUCCAGAUGAAGCAGAUUUCGCCUUCUCUCAGCAAACAGCAGGUGUCUGGUCCACAAACAUGUACAAAUUUACAUGCGAUGAACCCGACCAUGGUCCUGCAAGAGAAACAAUCGAAAUACUGCCGACUGUUCUUCAGUCAGUCACUGACCUGCAACCUCAAGACCUGUCGCUUCCCACACGUUCCCCUGAAUGGGGAUGAACAGUUUUGCAACGAAUCUAUAGAGCGCUUCACCCAAAAUCCAGGCUGUCUUCAAAAAGCAGGUGCUGUGUUCAGAAGCUACUACCAGAACAACGCUCCAGGAUUGAAUUUUUCAUCGAAGACGUUCAAGUCUCUCCUCUGGAGUCUGCUCAAAGAAGGCAUGGUGACUGAGAUACUCGCUGUUCUUGGGGUCAGCUCGGAACACAAAAUUGUGCCAGAACAUGCCUUCAUGCUGGCGCUGUUUACGUAUGUGAGAGAGAAGUGUCUCAGUAACGUGAUCCCUAACCUUAUGCAAAUCACAUUUAAGAUGGUCAAAGCAGGCCUGGUGCUGGAUUUGGAAUGCUUUAACUUCAUCAAAAACAUCCCAGACUUCCAGCAGAUGACUUCUGUGAACUCAAGUAUUUUGAUGUCUGGGAACCACAUGGCUCAAGCAGGCCAACAAGACUUGUUCGCUGUGACAUCCUCCAAUACACAGGCAACUCUUGGUUCGGGUUUUGCAGAUGACCUGGCCGCAGCUUCUACUAUUGUGGAGAUCGAGCUUUUCUCCAAGUUGGGAAAUUGGAAGCAACUGGGGGAGUUGUUUCGGUCAAUUUGCCACUCUCAUGCGAGUUGCAACAAACUGGAGACAAUCGGUGCUCGGAUUGCCAUGGUUCUCCUGUACGAUAGAAAGGAGCAGACAUCACUGCCGUUUGUCGACUUUGCCAAUGCAGUCUGUCAAAAUGAAGCUGAAACAUCUCCAGCUGUGUACUUCUUGGGCAGGAUUGGAAUCACCCUUAUGUUAAGAUACCAUAAACUACAGCAGUGGCAUAAGGGUCAGAGUGUGGUGGAGGUGAUGUCCCUGUCAAAGAUAAAAUACUCCAUGUUGAAAGGAUUAUUUCUCAACGAUAAUGGGGAGUCACGUUGCUCCCUGAUCACUGUGGCAGCCAAGCUCUUCCUCUUGAAUGGCAGUUUUGCCGGAGCACUGAGCACACUCAAAGAAAACAAAUGGUUUGUGACUUCACAUAUGUGGCCGUGCAGCUCUGAUGACCUGGAGAGUCGAUUUUAUAUGAUGAUCAAGCUCUCUGAGAAAAUCUCCUGCCGAGACAGACUGGAAGUCUUCUCGAACCUCCCUGGCAUCAAAGACCCAAUCGCGCUGGUCAACAUUUCCAAGUACACUCCAUUUUUCAUGACCCACUUGGACUUGUGCAUGGAGAAAAGGUUGCUGAUUGUGGCAUCGGACACUGUUGACUUCAUGUUGUCCAAGGGUCUGGUUGUGGAACAUGCGUCACUGCAGCGCCUUUUGUGCAAACUUGUGGAACAAAGCAAAUGGCUUCGAGCCAGACAAGUGUUCAAACAUUCUGUUAGUAUGGGUUACUACGCCAGUGCUUCUGCUAUCCCUGGUGUGAUGACACUCGUUGUCCCAUAUAACCUCCAGGAGGUGGAAUUUGCGCUCCUUUUUGAGAGGUUCAUCGCUGUAAACAGCUCUGUUCUGAUCAACCCUCCAGGGACGGACCUUACAUGUCUCACCAUAGUUCUUCAAAGGACUGUUAGCUCUGAGAGCGAAUAUCUUAAUGCCAGCAGUCGCCUUCUCUCUGCAGCAGGCCUUCUGAUUCCCAGAAUCAAUGUUCGCUACACAGAGGUCAAUUGGCUCCAGGAACAAGUGUUUGCACUUGACAUAGUCUCUGCUCGCGACUGGUUGCGCAGCAAUAAUCUGUGGACCAAAGAUUUGUGGUGUCAAUGAACUGCCACAGUUAUGAUUGUGAUAUAGAUGUUGAGACAUAAUGUACCAAAGAAUGUACAGUUUGUCUUAACAGUUUAUUUCCGAAGGUUUUCUCUCAAGUUUUCUGGGUGUUUCCUCUUUCUCUGCUAGAUUUUCUAUUAGCUAUUUUUGGAAUAUAAUUGUUUUUUCAAAACUGUGAAGAACUUUUUGUCCCAAUUUUUUUGUCCAUGUCCAGGCAUUUAUUAUUAAAAUAUGUUUAUUCACUGACUUAUCAUUCGAUCUUCAGUAGUCAUUUAAUUGGGUUUUUGGGAAAGAAAUACUACCAGAGCAAGGGGGGAAAAAAAGCCUUCAAUUUAUUCCCGUUCUGCCAGCCUCCUUGAGGCCCUUUGGAAUCCCAUUUCUUUGAUAGCGUAUAGUUUCAUGCUUUUGUUCGAGUGUUCAGUAGUCAUAGUAGUUUGUGUUUAAAUAUCUCAUAAAUAAUCACAACUAUUGAUGUUGCUGUAGGACGUAAGUUAAGUUUGAAAACAAGAUGAAUAGACAUGGGUGAAUACAUGUUCUUGCUACAUUGCAACAGGAAAAGUAAAUCUCCGUUUGUCUUUUGUGUUUGCUCUUUCUGGUGACAAAUAAAAA
Messenger RNA from Synchiropus splendidus (mandarinfish), 4127 nucleotides. RefSeq names its product testis and ovary specific TOPAZ 1 (gene topaz1). Gene Ontology annotation, biological process: spermatid development; spermatocyte division. NCBI's taxonomy places the organism in Eukaryota, Metazoa, Chordata, Actinopteri, Syngnathiformes, Callionymidae. The record is from RefSeq and is a predicted model, not a curated record. The transcript has 21 exons. Bases 390 to 3518 code for a protein of 1042 amino acids.